Messenger RNA from Oryza sativa Japonica Group (Japanese rice), 2358 nucleotides. NCBI's taxonomy places the organism in Eukaryota, Viridiplantae, Streptophyta, Magnoliopsida, Poales, Poaceae. The record is from RefSeq and is a predicted model, not a curated record.
UAUCUCAAUGGCAUGUAGGACCCACGUGAUUGUUUGCACGGCAGAAGCAGGCAAACAAUCAAUCAUCAGCAAUUAACAGGUAGACCGUCGCGUCCAUCUGCACUGCCACCUGCACGGCAGCCGGCUCGAUCUUGUGCUAACAGAACAGGGCCUUUGUCCACCACGGAUAGAUACAUCUUUGCCACUGCAGCUGCACUGCACAUCGCAGUUCACACGCACGAACGAACAAGAUCGUCCUUGUGUUUCUCUUCUCUGCACCCCCCCCCCCCUUGGUACUGAUGUGGCACGCGUACCAAGAGACAAAACCACCAGCAGUAGCAGCCAUCCAUUAAUACGCCUUGACCCACUCCCCUGGAUGUCUCUCUCGCCACCGUUUGCAUUCGCCAAUCUCCACCACCACAUCAUCUUCUUCCUCCUCCACCUCUUACCUCGUCGUCCUGAGCGCUCCUGGUUGCAGUUGCCUUCUCCUGACAACUCCUCUUCGCCUUGGCUAAGUUAGCUAGCUCAUCAUCACACUCUGCAUACGUGCUUGUCAACUCCAUUGAGAGCGUCGCCGUUGAUGGCUGAGCCGCCGGCGACCAAGGUGUACCACGAUGGCUGCCCCGGCUGCGCCAUGGAGCAGAGGAAGGAGGAGCACAAGGGCAUUCCCUACAGGGAGUUCCUCUUCGUUGCCAUCACCACCCUCGCCUCCUCUCUGCCAAUCUCUUCCUUGUUCCCCUUCCUGUACUUCAUGAGCAGAUAAGAGACUUGCAUGUUGCUCGGACAGAGGAAGAUAUUGGAUUCUAUGCUGGAUUUCUUGGCGCAUCAUAUAUGAUCGGUCGUGGUUUCGCAUCGAUCUUGUGGGGUAUGGUGGCAGAUCGUAUUGGCCGUAAGCCUGUCAUUAUCUUUUCCAUUUUUGCAGUCAUUGUGCUCAAUACUUUGUUUGGAUUAAGUGUGAAGUACUGGAUGGCUGUUACCACAAGAUUUCUUCUUGGUGCUCUGAAUGGAUUGCUUGCACCAAUAAAGGCGUACUCUAUCGAAGUUUGCCGAGCUGAACAUCAACCUUUGGGCCUAUCAAUUGUGAGCACAGCAUGGGGGAUAGGUCUUGUAGUUGGCCCAGCAACUGGGGGAUACCUCGCACAGCCUGUCAAACAAUAUCCUCAUAUUUUUCAUGAGAAGUCAAUAUUUGGGAGAUUUCCAUAUCUUCUACCCUGCCUUUGUAUAUCACUUUUUGCUCUCUUGGUCCUCCUAAGCUGUAUAUGGCUACCGGAGACCCUACAUAAGCAUAAAGGCCUUGAAGUGGGAGUGGAGACAGCUGAAGCUUCUACUACUCAAGAAAGUGCAGAAUCACAUCAGAAAAGCUUAUUCAGAAAUUGGCCAUUGAUGUCAUCUAUUGUCACAUAUUGUGUGUUCUCCCUUCAUGACACAGCAUAUAGUGAGAUAUUUUCUCUGUGGACUGUAAGUGAUAGAAAAUAUGGUGGACUCAGCUUUUCAUCUAAAGAUGUUGGGCAAGUUCUUGCAGUGGCAGGUGCCAGCCUUCUUGUAUAUCAGCUUUUUAUCUACGGUUGGGUUGAUAAAAUUCUUGGACCUAUCCACUCAACCCGCAUUUCAGCGGCACUAUCUGUACCAAUUAUUGCUGCUUAUCCCUUUAUGACACACUUAUCAGGAAUAAGACUUGGUGUUGCCCUCUAUAGUGCAGCAAUGAUCAAAAGUGUUCUUGCUGCAUGGAAAACUAAUACUGCAACACCACGAAAAUUUCAUAGCAAAGAUAACUAUAAUUACGGGCACCUCUCUUCUGCAAAACAAAGCAGUGCCACAAGGGCAACGGGGUGCUGCAAAUGGAAUAGCCACAACAGCCAUGUCCUUGUUCAAGGCUAUUGCUCCGGCUGGGGCAGGAGUUAUAUUUUCUUGGGCACAAAAGAGACAACAUGUGGCAUUUUUUCCAGGAGUCCGUGUUGCAGCCCGCUUCUCUUCUCUCUUUCCUCUUUUAUCUCCUCCACAUGUGUUUAUAGCUGGUUUAUAGUCUGCUAUUGUACCUGCUCUUAGGUGACCAGAUGGUAUUUCUUCUACUGAAUCUGACCGAGGUCAUUGGGCUCAUGUUAACCUUCAAACCUUUCUUGGCUGUUCCUCAACAAUAUAAAUAGAACAUUCAGAUACUGCUAGCUGGUGUGACAAAGAUCAUAAAGAUGUAGUUACAGUGAGUAAUAAGUAUGGCUUGGUAUUAAAAGAUGGUUUAGAUGUGGUUAUAGCAUAAUGGUAGGAUCAUGCAGCAUUCCAGUGCAGAGUCUCUGUUGGAUUUUGUUCUGCUUUGGGCUUAUGAGCAAGAUAACCUUGUAUAUUGCAGUGUUGAAUUUGAAUAACUGCUCUUCUAGCUGUGGA